AAUCAAACCACUUGCUGAAGCGAAAUAGUACUGAAUAUUACUCGACGUUUAGUUUGGAUCGGAUUAAUUAUAUCUUUUCUCAAGUUUUUUGGUGGCACCAAUUUCAUCCUCGUGCUACUGCUUGGCCUGAAUAUGCAAGCAUCCAAUGCAUACGACUGCAGUAAUGUUGACCACGACUUAAUCCAGGUGUCAUGCACUGGUUGGAAUAACAAUUGUUCUGACGGUUUUCGCCGACUUUGGGUAGACAAGGCAAACGACAUCAAGCAGUGUGUCUGCUAUCGAGAACUGACCGCAGAGGAGGCUGCGAUCCGUGCGGAUUGCAAAUGCGCGGGUUCGACCGCUGUUUGCGUGGAUAUGGGAACCCAACGUUCGUGUGACUAUGUCAUGGCCGCAUGCAGUUUGAAAUAUAAAUUACAGGUGUGCAAAAGUUUGAAGGUCAAUUCCCUCUCCUUUGAAUUAUAUGACAAUGCUACCUGCUUUGUAUUGAAUACACUAUUUAACGUGGUGAUCCCUGUAAUUGAAGGGGUUGAUUCAAUAAUUGCUUAAAAUUGGUCGUUGUUUGGGAAAUUAACUAAUUUAAAAUGAACUUGAUUGCCCGUCUGGUUUAAUUGGUUUGGGAUACAAGUAAUAAAUUAUAUAAGUAUGAUGAA
This is a messenger RNA of Folsomia candida, 650 nucleotides long. RefSeq lists its product as uncharacterized. The transcript has 2 exons. Bases 133 to 546 code for a protein of 137 amino acids. Lineage: Eukaryota; Metazoa; Arthropoda; Collembola; Entomobryomorpha; Isotomidae. The record is from RefSeq and is a predicted model, not a curated record.